This is a messenger RNA of Candida tropicalis MYA-3404, 1509 nucleotides long. RefSeq names its product Hnm3p (gene HNM3). The transcript has a single exon. Gene Ontology annotation, molecular function: transmembrane transporter activity. The record is from RefSeq and is a predicted model, not a curated record. Gene Ontology annotation, cellular component: membrane. Gene Ontology annotation, biological process: transmembrane transport. Lineage: Eukaryota; Fungi; Ascomycota; Pichiomycetes; Serinales; Debaryomycetaceae. Bases 1 to 1509 code for a protein of 502 amino acids.
AUGAAUACCAAUGGGGAUGAUAAAAUCAAUUCUAUUGCAAGUUUAGAACAAAGCAUAGACAGUAAAGAGUCUCAAUCUAAACCAUCAUUAGAAAAGAAUUUUGGGUGGUGGUCACUUUUUGCUGCUAGUUUUUCAUUGACCUGUUCAUGGGUAGGAGUCUCAGCUUCUUUUGGGACUAGUAUUGGUUCAGGUGGUGCAAUCAUUAUCAUUUAUGGUUUGAUGAUUGCAGGUUUCUUUAGUUUAUGUGUUGCUAUCACCUUGGGAGAAUUGAUUUCCGCUUAUACAAACCCAGCUGGUCAGUAUUAUUGGACUCUUCAAUUGGCACCUGAACGUUACAGGAAAGUGCUUGCAUUUAUAACUGCAUUGUUCAGUUACUUUGGAUGUGUUUUCACCUGUGCAUCAGUAAGUUCCUCCCUUGCAAAUUCAAUUCUUUCUCUGUAUGUUCUUAACAAUCCAUCUUUUGAAAUAAAAAGAUGGCACUCAUUUGUUACUUUUGAAGCUAUAAACUUGGCACUUUCAGUUUUCAAUAUUUGGGGUAGGUACUUGCCUCAUAUCUUUGCAUCGGGUCUUUGGAUUUCACUUCUUGGAUUUGUGGUAACUAUGAUAACUUGCCUUGCAUGUUCUUCAGGAAAAUAUAAUCUGGGGAAUUUUGUAUUUAGUGAUUACACCAAUAUCACAGGAUGGAACAACAAGCCACUAUCUUUUAUAAUUGGUUUGAUUAGUCCUAUUUGGUGUUUUGCUGGUUUAGACUCAGCAGUACAUAUGGUAGAUGAUUUGGGAGUAAAAGCAGGUAAAGUGCUUAUUCCUCGUGCUGUUAUAUGUACAGUUGUUUUGGGUUUCCUUACAGCAUUUGCUUAUUCUGUGGCUAUUUUUUUCUGUGCCACUGAUAUUUCCGAGGUUGUCGAGUCUACAUUACCCCUUUUAACCAUUUUCUAUCAGUCAACUAGGAAUAAAGGUGCUGCUAUAUUCCUUGAAGUUCUUACUAUUCUAACUGGGAUCAUUUGUAAUAUUUCAGCCCAUGCCUGGCAGGCAAGGGUUUGUUGGACAAUGGCCGGAUCAGAAGCACUUCCUGGGUCUAAAUACUUAAAACAAAUCCAUCCUCGUACUAAACUUCCAGUGAAUGCUCAUUUCUUUUCAACCUUUUUAGUUGCUGCCAUUGGAUGUAUUUAUAUGGGUUCUACCACAGCUUUCAAUGCCAUUAUCACUGGAUGUAUAUGUCUUUUAUUGUUAUCUUAUUCUAUCCCUGCUCUACUUCUUUUGAGAGUACGAAACAAAGGUUUUGCUCAUGGUCCAUUCUGGUGUGGCAAACUUGGUUAUAUUGCCAAUAUUUUGACAAUCUUGUGGACUUUAUUUUGCUUGGUUUUUCUUUCCUUUCCUUAUGUGAGACCAGUUACAAGUACCAACAUGAACUAUGUAUCUGCAGUUUAUGGAGGAGCUAUUUUAGCAGUAAUAAUUUGUUGGUUUCUGUAUGGAAAAUCAAGGUUUAUUGCAAAUAAGUCUGAAAUAUAG